Mustela erminea (ermine) is the source of this 2699-nucleotide messenger RNA. RefSeq names its product transmembrane protein 150A (gene TMEM150A). Gene Ontology annotation, biological process: protein localization to plasma membrane. Bases 1353 to 2168 code for a protein of 271 amino acids. The record is from RefSeq and is a predicted model, not a curated record. NCBI's taxonomy places the organism in Eukaryota, Metazoa, Chordata, Mammalia, Carnivora, Mustelidae. The transcript has 8 exons.
GAAGUGACUGAGGAAAGUGCUCUCCAACAGAUUUUUGGUUUCCAUUUUUACUUUCCAUUGGGUCCAAAAAAGGUUGCACCUUCAAGCCCUUGUGCAGUUUAUCUGCUCCAUUUCUUCUUCACAAUACAUGGCCCCCUGUUUCUGCACAUUACCUCUGACUCUCCAAUGCUGCCAGACCUAAGCUUCCCCUGCUCCUAGCUGUCUGGGUCCAUGUUCCCUUCAGAUAACCAUCUGUCAGCCCAGGUGUUGUCUGACAGGGUUGCCAGCACCUGCUGGGCUUCUUAUAGUGCCAGACACACUUUUAGUAUGUGAAAACUAUUCCCACCCUUUUCACCAAUGCCCAAGUAGGUACCCGUGGCCUGUACAUUUUGGUAAAGUCGGUGGUAAUCUAUUCCCACACUAUUCUGUUUCCUCUUCUCAAAUUGCUUAGGGUCUCCAAUCUGCCUCUCCUCUCUUGCUUACCAAUACCUGGCCAUGUGUGACCAUGGGUAUCCAUUGGUCUCUGUGGCUUUGAAGUAAGUGUUCAUCAGCCAGGAAACAUGUUUUGGACACUGACUUCUGGACAGUAUUCUGUGUCCCUGGACACUUGAAAAUAAGUAUCUGAUGAAUUGCCGAGCCUAGGGAAACAUAAGCCAAAUCCAGGGCACUUGAAUUCAACAGCCAAGGCUUUGUCCUCCCUUUUUUCGCGGACCCGCCUCGCCUAGAACAGGAAGACACGAGGAGCCGCGUUGAGCGAGGUUCCCCCAAGUCUCACUAUCGGCCAGUCCGGGCUGCAAAAAUGUGCCCAGCGGCGAAGGGAGGAUUCCUCCAGGCUUAUGCGCGAUGCCAAUCACAGCGGCGCAGCCCCAGAGCUUCCUGCUCCCCCGAAGCUCCCACCUCAGAAACAAGGUAGGGGGACUCUGGGCACCUCGGAGUCGGAGCCUCUGCCCGAGUCCCACCCCACAGCGCCCAGGACCCCCGAGGUCCGGGCACCGCCCACGUUUCCACCGCCCUCCGGCGCGGGGGCUCGGGAGUUGUAGUCUCCUGCCGAGCGCGGGCGCGGGGGCCGGGGCAGCGCGGACUCCACGUCCCGGCGGGCGGCGCGGCGCGGCUGGGGCGCUAGGGGCGGGGCCGCUCGGCCCUUUAAACCUUCCAGGGCCGCUCCGAGGGCCGCAGGCAGAGACCGCGCCACGAGGGGCCGAGCGGGGCGCGGCGGCGGCGGCGGCGGCGACGACGACUGCGGGGCGCUCCGGGGAGGCCUGGGCCGCUGAUGGUUUUGGUGAAGUAUCUUAAGGCAGCUGGGCCGGCCCCCUCUUUCCCACCUACCUCUUGUCCUUCCCCCCACACCACCACCACCCUGGCUCCCCUCCCUCAUGACCGCCUGGAUCCUCCUUCCUGUCAGCUUGUCAGCAUUCUCCAUCACGGGCCUAUGGACUGUGUAUGCCAUGGCCGUGAUGAACCGCCACGCGUGCCCUGUGGAGAACUGGUCCUACAACGAAUCCUGCUCUCCUGACCCCGCUGAACACGGGGGCCCCAAGACCUGCUGCACCUUGGAUGACAUCCCGCUCAUCAGCAAGUGUGGCACAUAUCCCCCAGAGAGCUGCCUCUUCAGCCUCAUUGGCAACAUGGGUGCUUUCAUGGUGGUCCUGAUCUGUCUGCUGCUGUAUGGGCAGCUCCUGGAGCAGAGUCGUCAUUCCUGGGUCAACACCACGACACUCAUCACUGGCUGCACCAAUGCUGCGGGCCUCGUGGUGGUUGGCAACUUCCAGGUGGAUCAUGCGAAGUCUCUGCACUACAUCGGAACUGGUGUGGCCUUCCCCGCCGGGCUGCUUUUCGUCUGCCUGCACUGUGCCCUCUCUUACCAUGGGGCCACUGCCCCCCAGGACCUGGCUAUGGCCUACCUGCGGAUUGUGCUGGCAGCCAUCGCCUUUGUCACCCUAAUCCUCAGCGGUGUCUUCUUUAUGCAUGAGAGCUCUCAGCUGCAACAUGGGGCAGCCCUGUGCGAGUGGGUAUUUGUGAUUGACAUCCUGAUUUUCUACGGCACCUUCAGCUAUGAGUUCGGGGCAGUGUCCUCAGAGACGCUGGUGGCGGCCCUGCAGCCUGCCCCUGGCCGGGCCUGCAAGUCCUCUGGGAGCAGCAGCACCUCCACUCGCCUCAACUGUGCUCCUGAAAGCAUUGCCAUGAUCUGAGGUCUGGGGAGGGUGGCUGGCCCAGCCUCAGCAGCUCCCCACCUCACUAACUUUGCAUUUAUUUUGUACCAAAAACGAUGUUGAAAAAGUAUUCUGCUGGGACAGAGGGUUCCUUGCUGCUGAAGGAACCGCCAUCCCACACCCACCUGUGCCACAGCGGAGCGGGCCAGGCAGCUGCGUGGGCUGCACACAAGCUACUCCCUGACUCUGCAGUGUUGUUUUUAUGAAAGGUCACCUAUCCUCACUCACCCAGCCAGCCCUUCAGGUGCCUUCUACUCCCCAGUGCUGAGGCCACACCACUGGGGGUUCCUGCUGCAGGAAUUGGGGGCUGGUAACAGCAAGAGGGAUAGAAGUCAGGGAGUGGAGGGGGGAGUACUACUUAGUCUGUGGGAAGGCCCUCUUUUGGGCCCACUGAGCUGCACUGGGAUUCUUCACUCUGCCCUUUACUUUCUUUUGGGCAAAUAAUACAGCAGAACCACAUGGGUAUUUUAGUACUUUUUUUUUUAUCUAUUAAAAGAAUUCUAAUUUGCA